AGUUGCCUAAUAAAACCCCCCAAAUUAAAUUGUGACUGAGAUGCAGCAGUUUUCUUGAAUAUCUAAACAACUCAUAUUCAGUCUAGAAAUUAACGAUUACCUCCCAAUCAAAAUCUGGGACUAGCAUCACCAUGCAAAUGUGGUUUACUACUUCACGGGAUAUUUCACAUAUUUUGUUCAAAGAUUGGAGUGUGUCAAGUGUUGGAGGUUUGGUUGGAUCAUGCAUAAUCAUAAUUGUAAUUGCUGUUUUCUUUGAGAGUCUUAAGUCUUAUAAAGGCCUAUCAAACAAGAAACCAGAAAAGAAAACUUCUGAAUCUAUGCCUCUCUUAGGACACCUACAUACCAAUGAAAGCAGUUUUAUUGUUAGGUUCAAUUUGAUGGAUCACCUCAGGAGGACUUUUCUGUAUUUAGUACAAUUUCUUGUUGGAUAUUUCCUUAUGCUGGUGGCUAUGACAUACAAUGUUUGGUUGUUUCUAGCUGUUGUCAUUGGUUGUGGCAUUGGUUAUUUUUUGGCAACCCCUUUCAUGGAGUGUUAUUUUGAUGGAAAGAGGAAAGCUGCCAGUCAAACAUUAGACAGCUAUGGAAGGGUCUCCUCUUUUGGGGAUCCUGGUUCCUUAUGAAGAAAAAUGAUUAAUUGAAAGGGUCAGUCAACAGUGUACUGACUAGUACAGGAAGUGUCUGCUUGGAAUUCUCUGAUUAUUGAUAAUGGUAAUAGGACCGCUGAGUGGAGUCCAACUCAGUCUGUAAUCAUACAAGUGAUUAACAAAAUCAGACAACUGGAAAUGGGAGUCUGUUUUUUUUAAUCACAAGUAUGAUUACAGACAGAAUUGGUCCUGUCAAUUAAUCAAAACUAUAACAAAAUUUGAGAAAGAAAGUAAACAUCAUUUAUACAUUUUCUUAAAAAAAAAAAAACAUAAACAAUUAACUUGGAAAUUGUGAGACAACAGCGCACACGCAUAAUGUGUUUUGUCCACUAACACAGCAUGACUUGUUAACUGUCCCUGUAACUAUCCUAUUACACUGUCCAAUUACAAGCAUGACAUGUACCCUGUCUUAUUAGUGCUCAAAUUGGGCUGGUGAUGACCAACCACAUUUCAAGAAUUUUGUUAUAGUUUUGAUUAGAAUGAUGAUAGCUUUUCAGUUUAGAGACAUCAGUAAUGGAUUUCUAAGGUAAUCAGAAGCACAAUGAAAGAGGUAUUGCCUUCACAA
Messenger RNA from Pocillopora verrucosa, 1209 nucleotides. Its product is annotated as protein SLC31A2-like. Gene Ontology annotation, molecular function: copper ion transmembrane transporter activity. Gene Ontology annotation, biological process: copper ion transmembrane transport. The record is from RefSeq and is a predicted model, not a curated record. NCBI's taxonomy places the organism in Eukaryota, Metazoa, Cnidaria, Anthozoa, Scleractinia, Pocilloporidae. Gene Ontology annotation, cellular component: plasma membrane.